This is a messenger RNA of Saccostrea cuccullata (small rock oyster), 714 nucleotides long. RefSeq lists its product as uncharacterized. Lineage: Eukaryota; Metazoa; Mollusca; Bivalvia; Ostreida; Ostreidae. Bases 1 to 714 code for a protein of 237 amino acids. The record is from RefSeq and is a predicted model, not a curated record. The transcript has 3 exons.
AUGGAAGUUGUAAGAUCAUUUGAAAAAAACGAGUCCUAUAAUAAAAUUAUCAGCUUUUUCGACUUUGGCGGCCAGUAUAUUUUUUAUGCCAGUCAUCAAAUUUACAUGAGACCAGAAGCCUUUUACAUCUUAGUAGUUGAUAUAUCCAAAUCAUUUGACGAGAAAGUACACAAGACUGAAUCUACAGAUGAAGAAAUAGAGUUUGCACAUAUGACAUACUUUGGUAAAAUCAAUUUUGUAUGCUUACUUUUGAUUGAAUACUAUAUCUUUUGGCUAAAAUCGAUCAAUGCUGUCUCGACGGAAGCGCCUCUUAUUCUGGUUGCCACACAUGCGGAGGAAAAAUCAAAAGACGAUAUCGAACAAUAUUUUGAUGAUUUCUGGAAAAGAAUGGAAACAAUGAAGAAACUUUUUACUCACUUAUCUCACGAAAGAAAAUUCGCAGUGAAAAUUCCGACAUCAAAAAUUGAGAGUCUUGAUAAAUUGGAUGAUAUAGAAUCGUGCAUUGUUAAACUUGUGAAUGAGCAACAGCAAUGGGGUGAUGCAGUACCAUCUUCCUGGAUUUUUUGGGAAUAUAUCAUAAAGGAAUUGCAACGCAGCAAAAAAGUUAUUGAAAAAGAAAAACUAUUGGUUCAAGAAGAUAAGUUACCGAUUGAAUUUCAGAUAGACAAUGCUGAAAUGAAUGAAUUUUUAUCAUUUCUUCACACUGUUUGUUAA